AUGCAUGGUACAGUAUUUCCUAAAGAUGAUUUUGAUUGUGAGGCAGCAUGUAGAACUCUGAAGGAGGCUAUGGAUGGUCUUGGAACCAAUGAAAGUGAUAUCAUUACAGUGCUGACCUCUCACUCAAAUGCUCAGAGACAAGAGAUAAAAGAGCAGUACAAACAAUUGUUUGGUGAGGAUCUUAUUGAUGACUUAAAGUCUGAGCUUGGGGGAGAUUUUGAAGAUGUCUGCCUGGCACUCUUGGAUCCUCCCCGUGUUUAUGAUGCCCAUGAACUUCACCGAGCCAUUUCUGGGGCUGGAACCAGCGAGAAUCCACUCAUUGAAAUUAUGGUGACAAGAACUAAUGAAGAACUUGAAGAAAUUAAGGAAAUUUAUAGAACUGAAUAUGAAGUGGAAUUGGAAGAUGAUCUGAAGUCUGACACCAGUGGCUACUUCCGCAGAAUGCUAGUUUCUCUGUGCACUGCAUCUCGAGAUGAAGGCUGGUGGGCUGAUCCAGAACUGGCCGCAUCAGAUGCACAAAGAAUAUAUGAUGCUGGUGAGGGCCAAGCUGGUACUGAUGAGUGUGAAAUUAAUUCUGUUCUUUGCCAGAGGACUUUACCUCAGUUACAGGCAACUCUUGUUGCCUACCAAGAACUUACUGGUAAUGAUCUUCGUGAGUCUAUUGAGAGCGAGACCAGUGGUUCUGUACAAGAAGGUUAUUUGGCUAUCCUUGAUGCUGCAAUUGAUUUGAGAAAAUAUUUUGCCAAAUGCAUUUACAACUCUAUGGCUGGAUUUGGAACCAGCGAUUCUGAUCUCAUUCGGCUGAUAGUUUCCAGAAGUGAGGUCGACUUGGAGGUUGUGAAGCAUAUUUUUCAAGAAAUGUAUGAGAAGUCAUUGGCAGAGUGGGUCUCUGAUGAAUGUAGUGGAGACUACAAACGCAUUUUGUUGGCUGUCAUAGAUUGA
Acanthosepion pharaonis is the source of this 942-nucleotide messenger RNA. Lineage: Eukaryota; Metazoa; Mollusca; Cephalopoda; Sepiida; Sepiidae. The record is from the annotation of a GenBank genome assembly.